AUGAACUAACUAACUAAAUGGGGACGAUGGGUAAAUGGUAGCUAAUGUUAAGUGUCCAGUCCUUUGAUGUCUUCUUUCUUCUUCUUUAGGAGUUGGAGGCCAGUGUUAUUGCUGCUGCACAAGGCCUCAUAAACGUGCUAACACAAAACAUUCAGCAGCAUCACACCCCUGCACAGUAGAAUCCAUUGCGGUCACAUGAGCACCAGAGUCGACAGCAAGCAGGUCAAGGGAGGUGUUGCUGAAAUUGAGAGAGAUGGCAGAUUCGCGACCCCAACAGAGGACUGAACCUUUGAUUGUGAGGCAGUUCAUGGAGAGAAUGCUGAGAAGGCUUCAGGAAGUUCUGCGACGUCAGCCUGUGGAUUUGGAUUAUUUACACUUUGUUUUAAGUCAUGAAGUGGGACUUGUACGCUCUUGCCAAUGUUGUAGAACUGCCUCAAGAUGUUGAUCGUGCUUUAUCUGACUUAUUAAGACUUCUUCGUUUACAAGAGGAGAGUUAUCCAGCUCAUACCUAUGCUGAGGUUCUGGUUGGUGAUAGGGGACAGCCAAAACUUGUAAUUUCUAAAGAAUGUCUUCAAAACCUAAUCGAUAUGCAGUUGCCCAUCCCCUGUGUAGCUAAGCUCCUGGGUGUCUGCAAAAGGACAGUGUACCGGCGGAUGCGUGAGUAUGGACUAUCAGUUACGGGAUCAUACAGCAAUCUCACAGAUGAGGAGCUGGACAAUCUUGUGCGCUCAGUUAAAUUGAAGAUGCCGCAUAUAGGUUAUAGAAUGAUGAAGGGUGAACUGCAAGCGAUGGGACACCGUGUCAGAUGGGACCAGGUUUCAGCAUCCAUGCACAGGGUGGAUUCUGCAGGGAUCUUGGAGAGAAUGGCACGUUUAGGCUGUGUUGCUAGAAGAACAUAUUCUGUCAAGGGUCCCCACUCACUGUUCCACGUGGACACAAACCACAAACUUAUCAGAUAUGGAAUUGUUAUCUUUGCUGGGAUUGAUGGGUAUUCACGAUCACAUUUGACACUUUCAAAACAAUGUGGCUGA
Xyrauchen texanus (razorback sucker) is the source of this 1031-nucleotide messenger RNA. RefSeq lists its product as uncharacterized. Lineage: Eukaryota; Metazoa; Chordata; Actinopteri; Cypriniformes; Catostomidae. The coding region runs from base 390 to 1031 and encodes 213 amino acids. The record is from RefSeq and is a predicted model, not a curated record. The transcript is spliced from 3 exons.